Messenger RNA from Hemicordylus capensis (graceful crag lizard), 3220 nucleotides. RefSeq names its product ring finger protein 207 (gene RNF207). Bases 911 to 2899 code for a protein of 662 amino acids. Gene Ontology annotation, cellular component: perinuclear region of cytoplasm. Lineage: Eukaryota; Metazoa; Chordata; Lepidosauria; Squamata; Cordylidae. The transcript is spliced from 19 exons. The record is from RefSeq and is a predicted model, not a curated record. Gene Ontology annotation, biological process: regulation of heart looping; regulation of cardiac muscle contraction. Gene Ontology annotation, molecular function: zinc ion binding; Hsp70 protein binding; transmembrane transporter binding.
GGAACUGAUCACAAGAUCAGCUGAGAUCUUUGUCACUUGGAAUCUGGAGACGGCACCUUCUCUAACGGAAGAGAGUUCUGACUUGACAAAAUUACACAGGCAUCCUGAGCUGAUUCCUCGCUCUUGCCAUGCCCAAACAUGGUCAGUUCUGCAGUGGAAAUUGACUAUAUUUGCUUUCAUUCCAUGGAUGUACUUCUGAAGGUUUAUUGCUGUCUGUGAGAAAAGCUCUCUACGAUCAUAGCAGCAGAAACAGACUCAUCCGAGCGAAAGGUUUUCCCCAUGCUUCUACUGAUGCAAAUGUCUCCCCUCGUCACAACAUGCUAACGGGGCUACUGCAAUCUUUUUCACUGUGGCCUCUGGAAAUCGCGCCAAUGAAAGGAGAUGGCAAAUGGACCUGGUAAGGACGCCAAGUGAAGAGACUGGGAAUCAGGCUGAAUAAAAAGAGUAAAAUACCGAGAGCUUUCCCGGGAACUGAACACAAGAUCAGCUGAGAUCUUUGUCACUUGGAAUCUGGAGACGGCACCUUCUCUAACGGAAGAGAGUUCUGACUUGACAAAAUUACACAGGCAUCCUGAGCUGAUUCCUCGCUCUUGCCAUGCCCAAACAUGGUCAGUUCUGCAGUGGAAAUUGACUAUAUUUGCUUUCAUUCCAUGGAUGUACUUCUGAAGGUUUGUUGCUGUCUGUGAGAAAAGCUCUCUACGAUCAUAGCAGCAGAAACAGACUCAUCCGAGCGAAAGGUUUUCCCCAUGCUUCUACUGAUGCAAAUGUCUCCCCUCGUCACAACAUGCUAACGGGGCUACUGCAAUCUUUUUCACUGUGGCCUCUGGAAAUCGCGCCAAUGAAAGGAGAUGGCAAAUGGACCUGGUAAGGACGCCAAGUGAAGAGACUGGGAAUCAGGCUGAAUAAAAAGAUGUCUGGUGGGAUCUUCUCCCCCUUGGAGAACCUCUGCGAGCUGGACAACGCCCACUGCCACCCGCUGGUGUGCUUCCUGUGCCAUGAGCAGUACGAGCAUCCCUGUCUCCUGGAUUGCUACCACAACUUCUGUGCCAGCUGCCUGCGGGGCCGGGCCAUCGACAGUCGCCUCACCUGCCCUCUCUGUGGCCACCAGUCCAUCGUGAAGGGAAGCGGCCUCCCCCCUGAAGACCGGCUGCUCAAGUUCCUCGUGGACAGCUCUGGGGACUGUGAGGAGGAGGCCCAAUGCGCCAACUGCGACCUUCAGUGCAAGAAGCAGGACCUGGACGCCAUGUAUUUCUGCAACACCUGCAACCAGCCGCUCUGUGCCAAGUGCCGCGAGGAGACCCACAAAGCCAGGAUGUUCUCCCGCCACGAGAUCGUCUCACUGACCAAGCGCACCAAAGACAUCCACAAGAAAUGCCCCCUCCAUGAGGAGCUCUACAUCAUGUUCUCCACGGAGAAAAAGUCCAUGCUGUGUAUCAACUGCUUCCGGGACAUGCCCGUGGAGAGCCGGGCACACUGCAUCGACAUUGAGACGGCCUAUAUGCAGGGCUGCGAGAAGCUAGACCAGGCAGUGAUGGCUGUGAAAGAACUCCAGACUUCGACCCGGGAGGCGAUUGUGCUCCUCAGAGCCAUGAUCGAGGAGGUCCACAACAGUGCAGUUGCAGAAGAGACAUCCAUCAACUCGCUCUUCAGUAACAUGCAGGAGAAAUUGGCAGAGAGGAAGAAGAUGCUCUUGAAAGUUGUUCAGAGCCAGUAUGAAGAAAAGGAGAAGGCCUUCAAGGAGCAGCUGGCCCACCUCGCCUCCUUGCUGCCCACCCUGCAGGUCCAUCUGGUGACCUGCUCCGCUUUCCUCAGUUCUGCCAACAAAGCCGAAUUCUUGGAUUUGGGCUACCAACUGAUGGAGAGAUUGCAGAAGAUAGUCAAGCUCCCUCACCGGAUGAGGCCUUCCCAAAACAGCAAGAUCAACACGGAAUACAGGGCCGAAUUUGCCCACUGCUUGGAGCCCCUCCUGCUUCUGACGCCGCGUCGCUCCGUCGUGGUGAACGGAGGGAGCAUGGGACCCGGGAUGAGCAACGGCAACAUGAUGUCUGGAGGCCCCUGUUCAAAGACCCUCCUGGUGCCGGGGUGUCCCUCUGCCUGCGAGAAGAUGUCCCUGGCCGGCUCCCUGGUGAGGAAACCCACCACACAUCGCUACAUCAGCACCAAGGUCCUGCUGGCCGAAGGCGGGGAGACGCCCUUCACGGAGCAUUGCCGCAAUUACGAGAGCAUGUACCGGGCUCUCCAGGUGGAGAUUCAGAACCUGAAGGAUCAGGUCCAAGAGCUGCACCGGGACCUGACCAAGCACCACUCCCUGAUCAAGACAGAGAUCAUGAGCGAAAUCCUGCAGAAGUCCCUCCAGAUGGACGUGCAGAUUGCUUCCAAGUAUUCGUCUGUGGAGAUGAUGAGGAGCAACUUUGAAGAGACCUGGGAGGAAACCUACCAGCGAGUGGCAAAUGAGCAAGAGAUCUAUGAAGCACAGCUCCACGACCUGCUGCAACUCAAGCAGGAGAACAGCUACCUGACCACCAUCACCAAGCAGAUCGCACCUUACGUCCGCUCCAUCGCCAAAGUGAAGGAGCGCCUGGAGCCCAGAUUACAGGAAGCCAAGGAGAAGGACGGCCAGGCAGAGAGCCUGCUUAAAAUCUACGAUGACAGCAUGGUGGUGACUGUAGAUGCUCAGCACAGGGCUGACUUAAGCAAAGCCACCGAGGACCGAGAGAGCCCCUCGGAAACCCAAGCAGAGAACCAAGCGCUCAAUCCUGCCGCCAAGGACUCGCUGUCGAAAAGCAAAGACUAUUAUAGGAGCAAACUGAAAAGUGAGGCAGAAAGCCCCCCACAAGCAGCAGGAGGGCGCAGCUUUGCCAAGGAAGGGGACCCCGAAGCAAAGCUCCUCCUGUGUUGAAUGCAUGCACACCAUUUGUUAACGGGAGUGCAGGAUUCCAGGUUUCAAGGCUGUGCUAAGGGAGGGAAAUCCCAGUUCUGCCACACACCUGACCCAAGCACCUGUGCAGCAUUUCUCAUUCAUUCUGCAAUUUUUACUUAAUUCUGACGAGGGUCAGAGAACAACGCAGGGCACUUCUGCUAUUUCCCACCAUAAGGGCUAGAAACUUGCUUUCUUUUUUAAAAGACGGAAAGCUGGGGUUCUCAGAAAUCUGCUUUCUGCACCGGCUGCUUCUUCUGUAACAGCGUGUGCCAGAAGAAAUAAAUUCAUCAAACACUGAAA